AUGGAGACUCACAACAUUCUUAGCUGGAAUGUUAGAGGUAUUAAUAAAAGAGAGAAACAGAAAUCUCUGAGUUCUUUUUGUUUUGUGAAAAAAAUUGGUCCAGGUGCCUUGUUGGAGACUAAACUUCGUGGUAAUAAAAUUGAGAAAAUGAUGCAAUCUUUUUUCAUUGGCUGGAACUAUUUCACUCGUGCAGCUUCAGAAGGUCGAUUGCUUCUUAUUUGGCAGCAAAAUUUAGUGUCUGUUGAAGUUUUAAAGGAGACUGAUCAGUUACUUCAUGUCUGUGUUAAAGGCUUAAGGACUAAUAAGUUGUUUUGUGUUACAUUUGUGUAUGGUAGAAAUUCGAUUGAGGAAAGAGUGCCUCUUUGGAGCGAUCUGUCCAGUCUUUGUUUCCCAGCCACCCCUUGGCUGUUGGCUGGGGAUUUUAAUGCAGUUUUUGAGGGUACAGACAGAAUUGGUGGACGCACCAUUACUUCCCUUGAGUUAGCUGAUUCUCAAAAUUGGAGGGCCUUGGGUUUAGUUGAUGAGUUGCGCGCUAGAGGGUCUCAUUAUACUUGGAAAAAUAAACAGGCCAAUGAAGAUAGAAUCUAUUCGAAAUUAGACAGAGUCUUUAAAAAUGAAGAAUGGUUGGACCUUUUUCCUCAAGCUAAGGCUGUGUUCAACUGGGAAUUGCUCUCUGACCACUGUUACUGCAUUAUCAAACCAGAAGCUACUGUUAACUGUGGUAUUAAGCUGUUUAGAUUCUUCAAUAUGUGGACUGAACAUGAAAAAUUUAAACAUACUGUCUUGCAAAGCUGGUGCAAGCCUAGCAAAGGGUUUGGGCUGGAUCGAAUUUGUAGGAAACUUAGCAGACUUCAGACAGUUCUUCGCAAGUUCAAUAAGCAUGUUAUGAGAGAUGUUGCUCAGAAUUAUGUUUUGGCUAAGGAGAAGUUUCAGGCUGCCCAAAUGACUCUUCAGAGUAAUCCUCACUCGACAGAACUUCAAAGAGUAGAAGGUGCACCAAGUGAUAAUUUUUCUUAUCAUGCUAGAACUUAUGAGAGCUUCCUGAGAAAGAAAAGCAAAGUGGACUGGCUUCGUUAUGGUGAUGACAACACGACAUAUUUUCACGCAUGUUUAAAACAAAGAAAAGCCUCUAAUUGUAUCACUUCAGUAGUGACAGAAUCUGGACAGAUAAUUGAGAAAUUUGAUGAUGUUGUGGAACACUUUGUGAUUCAUUUUCAUAAAAUCAUGGGAAGCAAAAGCAAUGCCUCGAGUCCAAUUCAGAGUUCCUGUUUUAAUCUUGGUCAUAAACUGACUUUGGACCAGCAGAUCAGUUUAGUGAGGCCUUUCACUACUAAGGAAGUUAAAGACGCUUUGUUUAGUAUUAACUCCAUUAAAAGUCCGGGCCCGGAUGGGUAUGGCUCAGGUUUUUUCAAAGCAAUGUGGAGCGAUUUAGAAGCUGAAAUCUCAUAA
Molecule: messenger RNA, 1449 nt
Organism: Humulus lupulus (European hop)
Lineage: Eukaryota; Viridiplantae; Streptophyta; Magnoliopsida; Rosales; Cannabaceae
Exons: 1
Coding region: 1-1449 (482 amino acids)
Source: RefSeq, a predicted model, not a curated record